This is a messenger RNA of Alnus glutinosa, 1398 nucleotides long. RefSeq names its product disease resistance protein RPM1-like. Gene Ontology annotation, molecular function: ADP binding. The record is from RefSeq and is a predicted model, not a curated record. Gene Ontology annotation, biological process: defense response to other organism. The transcript has 2 exons. The coding region runs from base 1 to 1164 and encodes 387 amino acids. NCBI's taxonomy places the organism in Eukaryota, Viridiplantae, Streptophyta, Magnoliopsida, Fagales, Betulaceae.
AUGGCAGAGAUCGCUGUGACCCUCCUCAUUGACAAGUUGGUCCAGUUGCUUGUUCAAGAAGCAAAACUGCUUAACAGUGUCCACAGGGAAGUUGUGGGUAUUGGUGAUGAACAAGUGUUUCCUAAAAGAUGUCAAUGCAAGAGCCGAGAAAGGAGACCUCCACGAAGGCAUGAAAGCGUAGGUGAAGCAAAUCACGGAUCAUGUGGUGGAACAACAAAUGCUGCAUGGCAUGACCCUCGAGUGGGUUCCCUUUUCAUUGAGGAAGGUGAAGUUGUGGGUAUUGAAUCUACAAGGGACGAACUUGUAAGCUGGCUGGUAGGGAGAGAAACUAGGCGCUCGGUGAUUUCAGUGGUAGGCAUGGGCGGGAUUGGUAAGACCACUCUUGCCAAGAAAGUAUAUGAGAAUGACUCAGUUAAGGGACACUUUGAUUGUCGAGUUUGGAUUACAAUGUCUCAAUUAUACAACAUGCAGAAGAUACUCAUGGCCAUGACAAAGCAAAUCCAGCAGGCAAAAAAAUUUGCUCCAGGGGAAAUAGACAUGAUGGACGAAAUCACAAUUAUUUGCAAGCUGAGGCAAUAUUUCCAGCAAAAGAAGUAUGUUGUGGUUUUUGACGAUGUCUGGAAGUUACAAUUUUGGGACAUUGUAAAACAUGCUUUACCAUGCCAUAACAGAGGCAGCAGGAUAAUCAUCACAACACGUAGUGAUCAUGUUGGCACUUGUUGUAAAGAAUCUUCAUCUGAUCAGGUCCACAAGCUGCAACCUCUGUCUCAAGAAAAGGCUUGGGAAUUGUUUUGCAGAAAGGCAUUCCAAUCUGAGUUUCAGAGGAGUUGUCCCAUAGAGUUGGUGAGAUUGUCACUGGACAUUGUCAGAAAAUGUGAGGGCCUGCCUCUUGCAAUCGUUGCCAUAGGUGGUCUUCUGUCAGUGAAGGAGAAGGUUCCAUCAGAAUGGCAGAAGUUGUAUGAUGGUCUCAGUUCUGAGCUAGAAAGUAAUCCCCAACUUACAGGUAUUAAAAAAAUUCUCUCUCUCAGUUAUCACAAUCUACCUUACUACCUCAAGUCUUGCUUCUUGUACUUUGGUCUUUUUCCGGAGGACUAUUCAGUUACUGAUUCAAGAUUGUUUCGGUUAUGGAUAGCUGAGGGCUUCAUAAAAGGAAACAAGGGCUAACAAUUGGAAGAGGUAGCAGAAGAAUACUUAAUGGAACUCCUCCACAGAAACUUGGUUCAAGUGUCAUUUGGAGAGCUUGAUUAUCAGAUACAUAGAAAGUAUAGAAUCCAUGACCUGUUACACGAAAUCAUCCUAUCAAAGGCAGGAGAGUUGAAUUUCUGCCAAGUUUUGGAGGUAGAUGACUCAAGUUUCUACGGGAAAAGUCGACGUCUAUCAAUCCAUGACGUCUAUCAA